Molecule: messenger RNA, 492 nt
Organism: Didymodactylos carnosus
Lineage: Eukaryota; Metazoa; Rotifera; Eurotatoria; Philodinida; Philodinidae
Source: the annotation of a GenBank genome assembly
AUGGAAUUUCAAUUAGAAGUAGGCGAUACGCCUAUAACAACUGAUCAAGGCUUCAACAUGAUAUUAGCUCUUAAAGAUGAACCCAGAUUUCCUUGUAUGGCUCAUCGAACUAAUACUACAUUAUUAGAACCAUCUCCAAAGAAACGUAAACAUGAUCCAUUUAAAAUGUUCAGACAAGAAGAAACUGCACCAACACCAACAUUAGAAUCAACAUUAAAACAAGAAAUUGAAACACAUGCAACAAUGCCUGGUGCUCUAGAAUUUAGAAAUAAUCCAUUAAUGUUUUGGUAUAGAUAUCGACGUACAAUGUCAAGUUUAGCAUACACUUCAAAAAAUGUAUUUAUUAUUCAAGCGUCAAGCGUUGAAUCAGAAAGGCAUUUCUCAUCAAGUGGUCAAAUUGUUUGCGAAACAAGAAGUAGUUUGCAAUCAGAAGCUGUUGAAUCAUUUGCCGUUUUAUGUGAGCCACUUAUUAAUAAUACAUGGCCGAAGUAG